AUGGGAUUUAAACAUGUUUUAGUGAUACCUUAUCCAGCACAGGGCCAUGUGAUUCCUAUGAUGGAACUCUCGCAAAAUUUUGUAAAACAUGGAUUCAAAAUCACAUUUGUUAACACAGAUUAUAAUCACAAGAGGGUGUUGGAGAAUAAUAAUGAAUUACUUGGAGAAGAAGUAAUCAGUCUGGUUUCAAUCCCAGAUGGGCUUGAGCCAUGGGAAGACAGGAAUGAUCUUGGCAUAUUGAGUGAAGCAAUUUUUAGUGUUAUGCCUGGAAAGCUGGAGGAGCUUAUUCAGAGGAUUAAUGAUGCAUCGGAAGAAGAUGAAAAGAUUAGUUGUAUUGUUGCUGAUUUGAAUAUGGGAUGGGCUCUUCAAGUGGCGGAGAAGAUGAACAUUCGUUGCGCCGCCUUCUGGCCUACAUCAGCUGCUCUGUUGUCGUUUUUAUUUACUGUCCCGAAGAUGAUUGAUGAUCAAAUCAUCGACAACAAUGGAUCUCCAUUGAAGAACCAGAUGAUUGAGAUGGCUCCAACAAUGCCAGUCAUGAGCACUCAAAAUUUAUUAUGGAAUUGCAUAGGUGACUCAGCCACACAGAAAAUUAUAUUCGAUGUUGUAAAUAAAAACAACGCCGCCGCGAACCUGGCAGACAGAAUAAUCUGCAACUCUGCAUACAACCUUGAACCUGGAGCAUUUUCCCUGACUCCAAAGAUUCAACCAAUCGGACCACUUCUGGCGAGCAAUCGACAAGGAGAUUCAUCAGGAAGUUUCUGGCAAGAAGAUUCAACUUGUUUAAAAUGGCUCGACCAACAAACACAAAAGUCAGUCAUAUACAUCGCAUUCGGAAGCUUCACUGUUUUUGACAAAACUCAAUUUCAAGAGUUAGCCUUAGGGCUCGAACUCUCCGGCAGGCCAUUCCUAUGGGUCGUCAGGCCGGAUUUAAUCAGUAACGAUUCAGAUGCCUAUCCUGAAGGAUUUCAAGAAAGGGUCGGAAGCCGCGGCCUGAUGAUUCGAUGGGCGCCGCAGCAGAAGGUUCUUAGCCACCCUUCUGUUGCCUGUUUCUUGAGCCAUUGUGGUUGGAAUUCUACUAUGGAAGGAGUAGCUAAUGGCGUUCCGUUCUUGUGCUGGCCGUAUUUUGCUGAUCAGUUUACUAAUGAGAGCUAUAUUUGUGAUGUUUGGAAGGUGGGAUUGAAGUUUGAUAAGGAUGAGAAUGGAAUUAUUAGAGGAGUGGAGAUUCAGAAGAAGGUGGGACAAAUUCUGAGUGAUGAAAAGAUUAUGGCUCGGGUUUUAGAAUUGAAAGAAUUGGCAAUGUUAAGUGUGGGAGAAUGUGGUCAAUCUAGACAGGUUUUUAAUAACUUCAUUGAAUGGAUGCAAAUUUAA
Molecule: messenger RNA, 1368 nt
Organism: Mercurialis annua (annual mercury)
Lineage: Eukaryota; Viridiplantae; Streptophyta; Magnoliopsida; Malpighiales; Euphorbiaceae
Product: UDP-glycosyltransferase 83A1-like
Exons: 2
Coding region: 1-1368 (455 amino acids)
Molecular function (GO): UDP-glycosyltransferase activity
Source: RefSeq, a predicted model, not a curated record